Rhizophagus irregularis DAOM 181602=DAOM 197198 is the source of this 950-nucleotide messenger RNA. The record is from RefSeq and is a predicted model, not a curated record. NCBI's taxonomy places the organism in Eukaryota, Fungi, Glomeromycota, Glomeromycetes, Glomerales, Glomeraceae.
AGAUUAAUUAUUAUAUUUCGGGUCAUAUUCAUGCUAGUAAUACUGUUAUGUGUUUUGGAAUAACUCAAGAUCCAAAUACUAAAGAUUAUAUGAUGGUUUUACAAUAUUUUGAGGGAGGAAAUUUGAGAAAUAUUUUAGUGGAAGAUUCAAAACUUGAAACUAAAAUAAAAUAUUUAUUUUGUAUUAUAGAUGGGCUUUCAGGUAUUCAUGAUGCUGGAAAUAUUCAUAAAGAUUUUCAUUCGGGCAAUAUAUUAUAUAAUAAUCAUAAUGAUUUACUAUCAAUUAGUGAUUUGGGAAUGUGUCAACCAGUAAAUGAUAAUGAGCGAAAAGGAAUUUAUGGUGUAAUACCUUACAUGGCACCUGAAGUUUUACGUGGAUAUAAAUAUACUAAAGCAGCAGAUAUUUACUCAUUUGGAAUAAUAAUGAAUGAACUUAUGUCAGAAGAAAUUCCUUAUAAUGAUAUUCCUCAUGAUCAUUUUUUGGGUGUUAAAAUAUGUAAAGGAUUUAGACCAAAAAUUUCUGAAGAUACACCAAAAUUAAUUGUAGAUUUGAUUAUUAAAUGUUGGGAUGCUAAAGCAGAAAAUAGACCAACUGCUAAAGAAUUAUGCCAAACAUUUCUUAGAUAUGGAAAUGAUAUGGAUGAUGAAAAUAGUGAAAUUAGUUAUCAAAUAAAAGAAUGUGAAAAAAUUAAAGUGAAUAAAUUAAAAAACAGAACAAAUGAAAAUAAAUCUAAAAAUCUUCAAAUUCACCCACAAGCAAUUUAUACUAGCAGACUUUUAAAAUUUGAAAAUCUUCCAGAACCAGUUAAUUCAACCAAUUAUUUAUCUUCGUUUCAAGAACCCAUUUCAUCAUCAUCAGUUUCUGAAUGUUUGGAUUAUGAAUCAAAUGAAUUAGAUCUUAAUCAAGACGAUGAUGAAUAAAUUUUAAGGAAUAAAUUUAUUUAUCACCUA